Messenger RNA from Neoarius graeffei (lesser salmon catfish), 522 nucleotides. RefSeq names its product phospholipase A2 inhibitor and Ly6/PLAUR domain-containing protein-like. Bases 1 to 330 code for a protein of 109 amino acids. The record is from RefSeq and is a predicted model, not a curated record. Lineage: Eukaryota; Metazoa; Chordata; Actinopteri; Siluriformes; Ariidae. The transcript is spliced from 3 exons.
AUGGCAUCCUUGAAGUCCUGGGGCACGGCGCCAUCCUCCCAGCAUCUUCGGUACAACCACAAUAGCUCGUUGUGCAGCACAGUGCCACUGUGUUUUAGCACCUCAGCCGGUUCUGCUCUGAAAUGCUACCAUUGUGUUGCUCGUAAUGGUGGCAGCUGUACUACCACUACUGAAACCUGCGGCUAUAAGAAAGACACCUGUGUCUCUGCUCACUUCACCAACCGCCCCUUUACCUAUUUCAGGAGAUGCAUCUCUUGGUCAGAUUGCCUCAUUCUCCAGGACAGUGAUUACGUUGAAGCCAAAUGCUGUCAGAGUGACCUCUGCAAUUAGGACACUGCUGGACCAUGAAUAUGCUUGAUCUAAAAGAUGAUCUCUUCACUAUUCCUGUUUUCUGUUCAUUUUACUUUUCAAUUAUAUAUUCAGCAACAUCAGGAGGAUCUUCGUUUCUUUAUCUGGGUUUGUUUUUAUUCAUGCAAAGCCUGAAAAACCUGUUCUGAAAAAAAAAUGCAUUUUAAAUAAAAU